Molecule: messenger RNA, 2721 nt
Organism: Homarus americanus (American lobster)
Lineage: Eukaryota; Metazoa; Arthropoda; Malacostraca; Decapoda; Nephropidae
Product: histone PARylation factor 1-like
Exons: 9
Coding region: 56-1390 (444 amino acids)
Biological process (GO): DNA damage response; regulation of protein ADP-ribosylation
Cellular component (GO): nucleus
Molecular function (GO): histone binding; poly-ADP-D-ribose binding
Source: RefSeq, a predicted model, not a curated record
CUUGUUUGGUGUAAACAUCAUCACUACCGUCCCAAGUUGAAACACUGAGGCAAGGAUGGCGGGAGAUGGUGAAGAGUGGGACACAUACCAACAUGACACACGCCUGGCCUGUAAAUACGGUAAAAAAUGUUAUCGAAAAAGUUUGGAUCACCUGGACAAGUUCAAACAUCCUCCCAAAAGGAAACAAGACGACGACAGUAACCAGAGAGAGGAUGAACAGAACCCUCACAAGAAACAGAAAGUAAACUCCAAUAAAACAUCAGCUCCCAAUACUAACCAGAACUCAUCAGAUACAGAAGACUGUGUAGGGUCCACCAGUGAAGAGGGUCUAUGUGAAGCUCCUGCUGCUGAUGAUGACAAAACUAAUAAAGCCACUGAUGAUACGGAUGAUGAAUUGCCUGCUCCCACAUCUGAGGAUUUUGAUGAAGAUAUUGAAGUUCCUCCUUCACCAGAAGAUGUACGAGACAACAUGAAACAGAAGUUUCUCGUGGCAAUGCCAGAUGAUUUCUUUGACUUCUGGGAUUGUUGUGUACAACUGAAUAAGGAAAAACCAGAAGAGGCUUUGAGCACAGCUGGUCUGACACUAGUGGGUCCAUAUGAUGUCCUCACUGGGAAGCUGAAGGGUAUAAAACCUAGGAAAAUAUCCACUUAUGUCUGUCAUUGGCGCUAUUUCUACGAUCCACCAGAAUUCAUGACUGUGAUCGCUGGUGAUGAGAAGGAAUACCACAUUGGCUAUUACCGUGACGACCCCCACGAAAUGCCAGGUUUUGCAGGAUCUAUGUCAUCCGUAAAGCGAGGAGUUAUUAAGCCACUCGGGGAAAAUGUCUUUGCUGCAGUUUGCUCACACCUGCGGGAGAAGGUGAAGGAAGAGAACCCUUUCAAGAAAACUUCACUCCAGAAAUUAUACAGCGAAGUUGAGUCAUUUGCCAAGAAGAAAAAUCACUCCCUGGAGGCAGAAACAAAAGGCAUGAAACAAAGAAAAAAAGCUGUUGUUGCUAAAACCUUUCAUGGAGCUGGCAUCGUUGUUCCUUUAGAUGAAGAUGAUAAUGGAUACAGAGAAGUUCCAGAAACAAAUGCCUCAUUGAGGAAGAUGUUCCAGAAGGUCAUUGAUGCCAAAACUGACAAGCAGAGAGGGCAACACUUUGAUGAUGUGCAAGAAAUAAUAACCAAUGUACAGUUUGCUAAUGAUGAGGGAGAUCCUGGUAUGGGACUCGAGUUUGGGCUUGACAUGUUUAUGUUCGGCCAUGAAGAAUUUCACAAGCCUCUUUACCAUGUCCUAAGUUUAGCAUAUGAAAUUUUGGGAAGAAAACCUUACAUUGACAUAUUGCAGGCUCAUCUGAAGAACAGACGACGAGGAACUAAUUUAAGCAUCUUGGAGAUAGUUGAAUAGAUGUAGAUGUCUUUGGUCCCCCUUUCUUUGCCUCCAAGUGAGCACUUAUACAACUGGCACUAGUUACAAUGAUUUAACUGCAUUAAAGGUUAGCACCAUUACCUGUGGGCAUUAAAAUCACUAGGGUACAGUUGUGGACAUAAAGAAUGCAGCCGGCAGGGAGGGAGGGAGCUGGUCUAUGGGAAGGUAGGGGUAGGUGGACACUUGGUAUGUUGCAUAUUGGUGGCAAUUAAAAGUGUGAUUUUCUUUCCACACCACAAAUUUAUUUUUUUCGUUUGAUUAUAAGGUAGGAGCAGCUUCCCUCUCUGCUGAAUUCUUUUUGUCCACAAUUGCCCAUAUAGAGUAUGUACUGUAAAGUUGGCCUGUCUAACUGUUGAACAAAAGGUUAUCAUGUUCUUAGUUGAGGUUUUGGUGGUUUGAAUGUGUAGUGAGUCCCUGUACUGUAUAUUGUUUUUUUAAAUUAUGUAUUAAUUCUAAGUUAUAAUGUUUUUGUUGAAUAUGCCCAUUUGUUAAAAAGUGGCUUGCAUUAUUAGUUAUUUGUUAAAAAAAAAAAUGGGUAUUAAUUUUCGUAGUUGGGUCAUGUUCAUCCCUUUAUAUUUGGUGAUAAAAUUUACUUAAAAUUUUUGUUUGUUUUCGAGUGUCACUCACUUUGAGGUGAAGAAUUGUGUGUAAAAAAAAAAUAAUGUGGCAAGUUUCCUUGGUGAAGUUGAUGACUGGCCAUCUGGUUACUGAAACUAAAUAACAAUAGGUUUGUUUUCAACUUGAAUUGGCAUCUGGUGCCUUGACAGAUGGAAUAUAGUUCCUGGGAACUCAGGACUUGUUCAGCAUGCCAUUUCACUUGAUUUUAUUUUUUAUCAUUAAUGAUUACAUUAUUAGUGUAAUGAAAAAUCUGUGGAAAUAUAAUUUAGUAUUGUUUUACACCUUAGAACUUAAUUAUGCACCUGUAAAUCACAUUAAUUAAUAGGAGCGUAGUAGCAGCAUGUAGUGUUAGCAGUAGGAUUACUGGUAAACAAAUUGUUGGAAUGCUUGUGAUAUUCAAAUAAAAAAAUCUGUGAAGUAGUUUUAAAGGGAGAAUUAAAGCAGUGUAAUGUUUUUCACUACACAAUACACUGUACUGUAUUGUAUGAAUAUGUACACCUCUGAACAAAAUAGUUGAAUGACAUAACGUGACUAAACUCUGGUCACUGCCUCGUAGACAGUCAACUUGUGCCAUAUUCACUACUUACUGUGUUACCAAAUUGACAGUACAUCUUUGUACAAAUACAAAUCAUUAUAGGUGAACAGUAAAGAAUUACCUCUUACUUUGCUUCAAUAAAUGUAUUGAUACUUUA